Messenger RNA from Lathyrus sativus (Indian pea), 441 nucleotides. Lineage: Eukaryota; Viridiplantae; Streptophyta; Magnoliopsida; Fabales; Fabaceae. The record is from the annotation of a GenBank genome assembly.
AUGUGGAAGCCUAACAAAAAAGAAUUUACAAUUGUUCGUUUGAUUUGGGUACCACCAUUUACAGGAGAACUAUUUUAUCUACGGAUGAUGUUGACGAUGAUCAAGGGACCUACGAGUUAUGAGGAAAUACGAAAGGCUGGCGAUACACAGUACGAAUCAUUUAGGGAUGCAUGUUUUGCUAUGGGUUUCCUUGAGGAUGACAGGAAAUGCAUUAUGGUUAUUAAAGAAGCCAGUGAAUGGGGGUCAGGUCAUUUUCUUAGAAAGCUAUUUAUGGUCAUGCUUAUGUUAGGAAAUAUGAACAGGCAUACUCAUGUCUGGAAGGAGUCGUGGGUUAUACUUUCUGACGGAUUGUUGCACCGGCAGAGGCAGUUGGUACAAAACAAAGACCUGCUUUUGAGUGACGCACAACUGCAGAAUCUUACAUUGGUUGAGAUUGAAUAA